AUGCAACUCAGUGGCAGUAGCCAAGCCCAUGAAAGCUCCAACCAAGUUCAAGGCCCAGCCCAUGGUCAGCCAGCCAGCCCGCCAGCCAGCCAGCCCAGCCCGCCAGCCAGCCUAGCCAGCCCAGCCCGCCAGCCAGCCCAGCCAGCCCAGCCCAGCCCAGCCAGCCCCGCCCAGCCAGCCAGCCAAGCCAGCCAGCCAGCCCAGCCCAGCCAGCCCAGCCCUGCCCAGCCAGCCAGCAAGCCAAUUCAGCCCAGCCCAUGGCCAGCCAGCCAGCCCGCCAUUGGUUGUAAGGACAAAGCUACACAAAGAAAGCUUCUUAGUGAAUCAGAGCUUACAUUUGAUAAAGCGUUGAAAGUAGCCAUGGCCAUGGAGAUAGCUAAUAGAGAUGUUGAACAAUUGCACUCCAGUGACAAUGGUAGUGAAGACAAAGAGGUUCACCAGUUAAGAACCACGCAGAUGAAAGAAAGGUCUUCAAGCAAGUGGAAUUCCAAGCUUACUGAGAAGGAAAAGCCCACAGCCCCAGAGGGGAAAGGAGAAACCGAUCCACCUACUGACACCUCUCACAGAGGAGUAGUAAGGGUAGUGGACAGUGGGAGUCUAGCCACCAACGGGCAAAGACCCCGAAAAAGGCCAACAACAGCACAGAGCUUCUCAGAAGCCGAGCUUAGCAAGACGGGUCCCGAAACAAAAAGGGAACCGGAACACCAGAAAAGUGCAACUGAGUCCAGUCAAGACACCCCUAGGGCAGGGGCACAGCCCCCACCAGACCCCUGGGUGCCUGAUGGACUUCACAGUCGAAGUCACAAUCGGAGACUCUACAUCUUAAAGCAAACGCUUCCUACCUUACGCCGAAAGGUCGGGUGA
Molecule: messenger RNA, 864 nt
Organism: Strongylocentrotus purpuratus (purple sea urchin)
Lineage: Eukaryota; Metazoa; Echinodermata; Echinoidea; Camarodonta; Strongylocentrotidae
Product: pollen-specific leucine-rich repeat extensin-like protein 1
Exons: 3
Coding region: 1-864 (287 amino acids)
Source: RefSeq, a predicted model, not a curated record